AUGGCUGCUGCUGGUCCCGCUCCCGCUCCUACAGAGGCAACAGGUCGAGAUUUCAUAUAUUCGGCGGAUUAUAUGGCCUGCGUCGCCUGCGUCGGGAGGGCCAAGAGUGCGUGGCGUGAAGGGCGUUUGCUUACUGUCUCUUGUGUUUGGAGCAGAGUGGCUUCAAAGAAGUGCGAUAGUUGUAUCCAAUCUCAUGGUGUUUGUCAUUCAGUUCCGUUUAGCAUUUUAUACGAGUCCUGGGUGUUUCACGAGCUUUUGGACUGGGCUAAGAACGCUGAUUCUGCGGUAGCGUUGCCAAGUACUGGUUUGUCAGCAGGAACGGCGGCGGCUCGAUUGGCAACCGGUGCCCUUUCGGUAGCGUUCCGUUCUUUGGUUGAGAGUCAUUGUAGUGAUCAUGCGCUUGAUCUCCAAAAGGCUUUUGACACUAAGAACUUGCGAAAUUACUUUGCGUCUCAGGAGGAUAAGGCUCGUAGACAAUUAUCUACAAAGGUUCUUCCUAUCGUUUUUCCCGAUACUCUGUGUCGAAUCGGUCACGGGGAGGCAGGGUUCCUUUCGUGGAAUACUACGAUCAAGGCCUUUUUCUAUGACAUUUCUCAAGAAUUUGUUCUGCCUGAUGGGGCUCCGGUUCCUCCAGUAAAUGUUGAGAUGGCAAUUUUGAACAUGGCCACAAAAUACACCAAUUCGAUCUGA
This is a messenger RNA of Penicillium taxi, 690 nucleotides long. RefSeq lists its product as uncharacterized. The transcript has 3 exons. The record is from RefSeq and is a predicted model, not a curated record. The coding region runs from base 1 to 690 and encodes 229 amino acids. Lineage: Eukaryota; Fungi; Ascomycota; Eurotiomycetes; Eurotiales; Aspergillaceae.